Messenger RNA from Xyrichtys novacula (pearly razorfish), 7752 nucleotides. The record is from the annotation of a GenBank genome assembly. NCBI's taxonomy places the organism in Eukaryota, Metazoa, Chordata, Actinopteri, Labriformes, Labridae.
UCAUAAAGAAAGAAGAAAGUUCAAAUAAAUGAGAGUAAUAUGGUAUGACAGUAACAGAUAAUGGAUGUAUGAAAUAUCAGCUGUUUUCUUCCAAAGAUUUAUACUGUAAAUAUUCAUAAAGUUCAUUCUGGAUAGAUAUCUGAGUCUUGAAAACAACUGUAAGGACAGCCUGAGUAUUUGCAGUGGUGGUCAGAAAAACUAGGUUGAGUGUUUCCAGAUGUAUUAAUGUGGCUGAUUUCAAAACAUUUCGGUAUGUCCUUGGCUCACCUCUCAGGCAGACUGGAUGAGAUCCGUUCAUGUAACACACGUAGGAGACUCGCACUCGCAACACAGACCUAAACAGGCUCAUAGUUGUAAUACACACACUUAAGAGAUGCACAAUUGUAACACACAUCUAUUAUGUCCACAAACACACCAAACAGUAAAAAAAGUUAGUGAAAGGAGAGGUGAUUUUGGUCAUCUACAAUAAAGACUCCCAAACUGCUCUUCAGAUCUUGCCUCCUCUGCAUUGAUUUGCUGUUCAGUUACGCAUGUUUUUGACAACAACAGGAGGGUCAAAAGGAGGGUACGCAGCAACUGAUCCUCCAAAGAUCUCCUCUUAUCAGACCGAGACCCUGGUCCACUCUAUCUCCUCAGCUCUGAUCGACUCUCUCUCACUUGUUGAGCUCUGUUGGUUGGUGGAGUCGUCGUUUGUUGGAGAGGUGAGUGCAUGUUUUUGUUCAGAUUUUAUUCUGCAUCAUUUUAAUGAAGACUGUUCUUAAUCCAGAUACAUUUGGAUGUUGAUGUCACAGAUAAAGAGCUCAUUAAUCCAGUUAAAACAUGGAGCAAAGUUAAUUCUAUGAAGAGUUAAAGUAAAGUUUACAAAAUGAGGGAAUUUCACAGAUUGACUGUCUUCAUUAGUGCAUCUGGAGGCCUGAGUUUAUGGCUGAUACUAAUUUAAAUAUGAGACCUUUUUACUACAUUAAUUACUCAAGCCUGUUAAAUAUAUUAAGUAUGAGGUUCGUAGACAAAAGUUGAUAUUGUGGGUCUGUAUAGUUGUGAUUCAGUUCGUUGUCACUUGUGCUUCAUGGUUCAGAGUUAAUGUUUUAAAUCUGUGCUUGUUGACUGUUGUUACAAAAAGGCCUUUUCAGCUGGUUCAAAAUAUUUUAAAAAUCAAACAGUUCGUGUUGGAGACAAACUUCCAAAAUUACACCUUAAAAUUUGGAUAAAAGCAUUUGAUUGAAUUUGUUGUGGCCCACUAUCUGAAAAAGAAACUUUUCAAAGACAAAUACAACAUUGAAGAAACAAUCAAAAUCAUACUCUUUCAUUUAAGACCCCUGAACUUUGAUUGUCAUUGUUAAGCAACAGAGAAGCAGUUGAUCUAAUCUCAUCAGAGUGCCUGAAGUAGCACCAUUUAUCCAGCUUUGUGUCUUGACAUGUUCAGAAGAUACUGAUUUGAUCAAACUCCAGCUAAGUUAAUGUUAUUAAACCACUGAAUGGUUUUUGAUUUAGUCCUAGGCUAUUCUCUCAGUUAAGCCAUUCAGUAGGUGGGGUCACCCACUGUUGAUAAAUACCAUGAUGUCAUGUCAUCACCAAAUCCCAUCCUGUUAUCUGUCUGAGGGGCUGAAACAUCAAUAAACACCAUCAGAGGCUCCAUCAGCCUUCAUUCAUCACAGUGAUCAUACGAAAGUAUGUGAGCAUAGAGAGAGAACAUAUCAAAGAUUGUGAGGUUUCUACUUUUAAAAAAAAUGCCAGUACUGAAGCAGGAAGGGGUUGAGGUGCAAAGCUAAAAGAGUGUGAACAUCUAAAGAGGAACUGGUGAAGGGUUGGGGGUUGAGGAAACAAAACUGUAAGAGCAGAUUUGGGUGAGCAGGAGGAGCAAAUUCCAAACAAAAAAUCCAGAUACAGCGGGAACGAAAGAUGGCUGUUGGCUGAUUUUAACAUCUCUGUCCCACCUCCCUGCAGGUGAACCAUGCCCUCUGCUUUUGAAAGCUCCAAUCAUUGCCCAUAUGCAGCAAACUGUGAAAAUGCAGACACCACACCAUGUUCAAAGUCCGCCACUAUGAAUGUGGAUGCUGGGGCUGCCAGCAGUGCUCACAGGCUCUCUCCAAGUGAGGAUCAGGACCCACAGAAGAUUCCAGCUGAAAGUAGGAAAAGUAACAAAAGUGAGCCAGACGGCAGAGAGGUUCAUUUUCAGAGAAACUGGAUCCGUCCUGAUUUACCCAGCAGGUGCACGUGGAGUCUGGGUGCACCUAUCUCAGAGUCUCCUCAUUGUCUGCCACCAAGGUAAGUAAAUGACAGUUUCUGAAUCCACCAGUACCACAUACCUUCAGAUAGUGAACUAUUUACAUGACCCUACAUUUCUGUAUACAUUUUGACUUAUAUGUCCUGUUGAAAUUGAAUUUUAUCACAGCACCGAAACCUCCAGCAUCCUCCCAAACAUCCUGGGAAAAAUUGGACACACUCCUCUGGUUCGUCUCAAUAAAAUCCCAAAAGAGUUUGGAAUCAAGUGUGAGAUUUGUGAGUAAAAUGCCUUUUCCAUCUGUACUGUUGACAUUUAUUUCAUUAGAUUCAAUUCUUACACAUACACAGAAUGAUGAAUGUUGAGCAGAUUAUUAUGCAUCAAAGCUUUUUCCCCUUCCCUUAAAGGAGAUAACAAGCUUUAAAGAGUAUACAGCAUUGAAGAAUACAUUUGACUAACAAUAAACCACAUUAGGCUUCAUAUGAAACCACAACACAUGGCACUGACUUUGUCCUUUGUGUUUAGUGGCCAAGUGCGAGUUCUUUAAUGCAGGAGGGAGCAUAAAAGACAGGAUUGCCCUGCGGAUGGUGGAAGAUGCUGAGAGAGCCGGGAUCCUCAAACCAGGGGACACCAUUAUUGAGCCAAGCUCUGGAAACACAGGUGCAUACAGACCGCCACACAGUCUAUAACAAUGAAAAAUGUAUUUGAUAAUAAAAAAAGUGCAGAAGAGCAUAAAAAAUUGUGAAUCUUGUUUUCCUCUUGAUGCUCUCAGGUAUUGGCAUGGCCCUUACAGCAGCAGUCAAAGGCUACCGCUGCAUCAUAACCAUGCCAGAGAGGAUGAGCAUGGAGAAGGUAUGAAUCUCUUCUAAUGAUCACGCCUUCUCCAAAGUUAUUUUUAGAAAAUAAUCCCCUGAUUGACUUUGAUGUUGUGAUCUUGUGUUUUAAGGUGAAUGUGCUGAAAGCUUUGGGGGCCGAGGUGGUGCGCACAGCUAAUGAUGCAGCUUUUGACUCACCGGAGUCUCACGUGGGUGUAGCCUGGCGUCUUCACAACGAGAUCCCCAACUCACAUAUUCUAGACCAGUACCGCAACGCCAGCAAUCCCCUAGCUCACUAUGACACCACAGCUGAGGAGAUACUGGAGCAGUGUGAUGGUGUGUGUUUUGUUUUGAGAGGACUGCUAUAAAGAUUGUGUAUAAUUAUUAUUACCACUAGUUACAAUAUGUAUAUCUGUUUGUUGUUAUCCAGUAAUAAAGCUCUUAUAAAACUAAUUUUUCCUCUCAGGUAAAUUGGACAUGUUGGUGGCUGGAACUGGAACAGGUGGUACACUCACUGGGGUCGCAAGGAAGUUGAAGGAAAGAUGCCCUCAUUUAAAGGUAAAAAAUACGCUCUAUAGUGACUCAUGUUUCUCUUUUGUUUGAUGAAAUUAGAGAAAGUGAUUCUUAUCUGUUUUUAAAUGACCUAUUAGACCUGUUGUAUUAAAGCUUUUGAAGUCCCUCCUCUUAAAGUUUUUAAACCCUUUUCCUUCCACUUCUGGUGAAGGCAACUGAAAUACACUCACUUAGAUAUACUGGUACAUAUCAUUCAGGAAUUAAACUACCUGGAAAAUCUAAUGCAGUCCAAUAUGAACAUCCGACUCACUCAAAUUUGACCAAACAGACAGAUCAGAGUUUGUCCAACAGACGAUUUCUUCUUCUUCCCAAUAGAACCUUUUCUAGUAACACUUUAUUUGGCGCCUAUCUCUAUAACACAUUAUAAAUAUAUGUAUAAUGCGUUAUAAUCGUGUUAUAGUACUGUAUAACUAUAGUUAUAAACACUCAUAAAUGAUCAUAAUGCUUCAUAGCAAUAAUCACAACACAUUAUAAAGCAUUUUAUCAUGACUUACAAGGUCAGGUUUUAUAAUGUGUCAUAACUGUUAACAACUCACUGACAAUGCCCACAUAGAUAAUGCAAUGCAACUGUUGUUAACAAUUAUAACACAUUACAACACAUGACCUUGUAACUGAUGAUAAAACGCUUUAUAAUGUGUUAUGAUUGUUGCUAUAAAGCAUGAUGAUCAUUUAUGAGUGUUUGUAGCUAUAGUUAUACAGUGCUAUAACAUGAUUAUAACACAUAAUACAUAUAUUUAUAAUGUGUUACAGAGAUAGUGUCAAAUAAAUAAUAAAUUCUCUUCAUCAGCGGUCAGGUAUGCAGCUCAUGACCACUCAGAUGGUUCCUGUGUACAGAAGUGGAACCUCACACAUGUUAUCCUCUCUAUCAAACACUACUGUACCUUUUAGAGCUAUUGAAUUGUUCUUGUUCUUGUUCUUCUUCUUCUUCUUCUUUUUAACCUAAUGCUGCCAUUUUUCCUAAUUGUGACUCUGCUGUCUUGUUUGUUUUAGAUUGUCGCUGUGGACCCUGAGGGCUCCAUUCUUAGUGGUUCGAAAGAGAAAAACAAACAAAAGACUUCAUUUGAAGUGGAGGGCAUUGGAUAUGACUUCGUCCCCACAGUGUUUGAUCAAUCUGUGAGUGUUUUUGUGCAUACUUACAUUUCUAUUUCCAAAUCUAGUGUUGUUACACAGCAUUAAGUAAUACUAAAGCAUGUUUUUAUAUGGAACGAUGAUCAUGUUUUUGUGACAUACCUUGAUAAACUGCUAUAACGUCCUCUCCAUACAGCUUGUGGAUAUCUGGUAUAAAAUGUGUGACACUGAGACGUUCACCAUGGCACGCAGGCUCAUCAGAGAGGAGGGUCUUCUGUGCGGCAAGUUCACUUUCAUAUGAUAUUUUGAAACUUCCUGCAUCUGUAAUGUAAAGGUUUUGAGUGCUGUCUUUAUCAGUUUGCUCUUGAGAUGUGUUUGCUAAUGGGCUUGUUUUCCUCCAGGUGGCAGCUCAGGCUCAGCUAUGGCAGCAGCCGUCAAAAUGGCUCAGCAGCUUGAGGAGGGGCAGCGCUGUGUCGUCAUCUUGGCCGAUUCUGUCCGCAACUACAUGUAAGAAACACUUUAGGCACAUUCUGACCAAAAAUACUAGGAACCAUUUAAUUCCAAGAACUCCCCUCCACAGAAGUAUUUAAUUUCUGUGGCUUAUUGUUGUCUGCAUUUCCACAGUGGCCUGAAGUCGUGUUAUAAUUACACAAAUCAGACCAAUGUCAUUUCAGUUCGUCAAACAGCUCCUGGGAAAAGUUGCUGCUGUUGCAAAGCACUCAUUAAAACACUAUUAAUGACCAUGCUGCUAACAAAUUUCAUAACAUGACCUAUUAAUAUCACAGAAACCACCACACAGAGAACUAUAGACAUGCAAAGAACUAAACCACUAAACAAAGACCAACGACAGACUAAAGUAAAGGAAAUACGUCAGCAGUCUUCAUAUUUGAUGUUUAAUGUAGCUGGUAUCCACAGUGCUGCAUUACCGCUAUCUUCUGGUUCCUUUCCAGGAGCUUGUAAAUCCUUUCAUGCCAGUUGGUGCUGACAUUCGGUCCAACAGAGCAAUUAAUUACUUUGACUGAAAAUUUCACAGUAAGAGUAAAAAGAAGUAACCAAAUCAAGCAAAAGGGAUAGAUGGCUGCCCUCCUGGGUGGUCAAAACUGACACAAAAUCAGAGUUCCUCACUGCAGCUCAAAGGAAAGAGUCUGAGCCACAUCACAGCUGCACACUUCAAAUGACUGGAAUUAAUUAGGAAUGAAAGGAGCUGCAAAAUACAUGAGAAGAACCACACAGCAGUCGCUCCUUCUGAGAGAAAAUUGUGUCCACAAAUGUUCUUAGAGCUUUUUUCCAGAUUAAAGGUUAAUCCAGGAUUAUCUGACAACAUCACUGACAUUUUUUCUUAUUUAAAAAAAACAAAAAAAAUGACUCUGUUUAACUUUCUCGUCUCUAGGUCAAAAUUCCUUAGUGACGAGUGGAUGCGUGAGAAAGGCUUCUACAGUGUGGACGCCCCUACAGAUCCCAAACCAUGGUGAGAUAAUCCCCCAUGAGGAUAUGAUGGCACAGCUAAUUAAAAGCCCACUUCAGCAGUCAGUCACUCAUUUGUGUUUCUAAAGGUGGUGGAACAUGACGAUCCAGAAUCUGCACCUGUCUGCCCCCCUCACUUUGUCCCCACACGUGUCCUGCCGAAGCACCGUUGAGAUCUUGAAGAAGAAAGCGUUUGAUCAGGCCCCAGUUGUUGAUGAAUCAGGGUAAAACUCCUCAAACCAUAUUUAUCUGUUCAUUUUUAGUCUCUUCAUGCGUGACUAAUACUAAUUGAAUAACUACUUAAUUUUCUGACUUUGUUUCUGGACAUAUCUGAGCAUUAUUUCAUUGACUUAUCAAACAAAAUCUCUUUUAUCCAUCAAAAAGUGUGUUAUAGUUAAGAUUUUAUCAUUGUUGACAGUCGUAUCCUCGGGAUGGUGACUCUGGGAACCAUCCUGUUCUCUGUGUCAGCGGGGAAGGCUGAACCUUCAGAUGUGGUCUCAAAGGUGCUCUGCAAGGAUUUUAAACAGGUCAGUCAGUGGAAACACAUUGAGCACUUGGUCUAAAUAUGUAGAAAUUUGCAUCAUAUCGAUCUUUGUUUUCAUGUUUGUCAAAUACUUCUAUCCACAGGUGCACGUGACUGACAGCCUGGGAAAGCUGUCCAGUACCCUCAAACAAGACAACUUUGCACUGGUGGUACACGAUCAAAUCCAGUGUAAGACACAUUUCUGAUAUUUUUAUUGGCAUUUAAUGGGUUAAAUUUGGUGUGUGGGUGGCUGCAGUGGCGGUGAUUAAUUAUACUGUAUAAUACAUAUUUUCAGACCUGUAACCAGUUAUCCAUCUCUCACCAGAUGCUGCUGAUGGGUCAGCCUGCAGGAGGCCGAUGGUGUUUGGUGUUGUAACAGCAGCUGAUCUUCUCAACUACAUCACCACAGAUAAGAGGCAGAGUCCCUCCUCGUCUGAGUGACACAAUAUUUUUGUCUCUUUUUCAGAUGUACUUGACCAGUACUUGGUACUGCCUGUGUACCAAAAAGAAGAACUCAAGUACUGAGAGGUCUUUAGCAUGUCUCGUUCUUUUAGUGUUUUAGGGAUAAAGUUGUAGAGCUACGUUUGGAUUAGGUUUAAAUUUGAAUUGGUAACAUUUGCAAUUGCAGCACCCUUUUUAUUUAUUUAUAUUUUUAAAGACAACAUAUUUGUGAUCUGUUUGAAAGAUCUUCAUCUUUGGCAGGAUGAUUAAAGCGAAGCUGAGUGUCUCAGUCAGAUGAUAAGCAGAAGGUAACUUCAGGCCAGCACAGGGCUGAUUUUGAGUUUUCUGGAGUUUGUUGAGGAGAGUUUAACUUUUCCAGAAUUUAAAAUCCUAACUGUAAUUUCACAAAGACUUUGAUAUCUUUAAUGUUUUUUCAUUGUUAGAGAUUGAAAGUAACUUUCAAAUUUUGUUUCUCAAACAUGAAAAUCAAAUAUUUACCACUUGUGCCCCAUCUUAAACCCCCACUUAGCCUACUGUCAUCAUGUCUAUGCCACAUAUAACCACAGGGGGGCAGUGUGAAUACAUCAAGGCAGUGCUUAGAGAAGUAACUGUGAGUUUACCAUGAGUCCAUCAAGGGUAAAUGUUAG